AUGUCAGAAGAACCAGAUGCGCCACUGGUGCCCGAUGAAAAAUCAACUGGGAUUUUGACACAGACGCUUUUUCAUAGCCCAGUGAUUCAGUGGAUCCUCCCGGCGCGCCUGCGGAGCAAGAAGCUGAAUGACGUCGUUUUUGUCGGCCAUCGUCGGGUUCAGAUUAAAGAGGCUACGAACGGCGGCUACCUGGAAGAUGUCAUAGAGAAAACAGACUUCAAUGGCACCAUCCUUUCAGCUAGAGUUCUCGAUAUCGGUACUCCCAUUCCCUGGGAAUCCCAAACGAAGAGUGAGGGCUCUUCCAAGAAAGCUGUUGGCUAUAUGGAUCGUCAAGACAACUUGCCCUCCCAAAUACUCGUCCUUUCUCUCGAUUGCAAGGAACUUCUGUUUCUCUACUGCCCACUUGGCUUUAUUCCAUCGAAGGCUGAAUUUGUGACCUACUGUCGACCUCUGCCAGUCGAUGUCAGCGUAGCAGAACGGUAUGGAAAACAUGUGGCUGUUGAUCCAAAAUCUCGGGCCGUUGCAGUCGGUGCAGCAAGCAACUAUUUCGGAAUCCUCCUUCUCAAGUCACCUGGUGUGAUUGACCAACAAGUCUUCUUGGGCGAGCUAGAUCCCAUCGAGAAGGAAAGCUUUUACAGGAUAGACGGGAAGAUCGUGUUCAUGGAGUUCCUUUUCCCUAAGACGAUUGCCGACGAGAAAAUCAUUUUGCUUCUCAUCGUGGCUAGAGACAACUCUACAUUCGCAGAGAUCUACGAGUGGAAUGAAAAUGAUUCUUCCUCUUUACACAACCCGAAAAAGAUCAGUUUCAAGCUGCACAAGGAAGACAGGUUGCCCAGCACGAUUGUUCCGCUGACCAAAGAGUCCUCUUUUCUGGUGAUUAGCUCUUCCUCUAUGGCGACAAGAUACGGCCCCAUCAUUCCUGAUGGAGAUACCACCAAAGAGGUCGCACUUUGGACUCAUUGGACAAGACCCGCGCGAAACUGGCUGUACAGCCAACAAAAGGACGGUAUCUAUCUCGCUCGCGAAGACGGCUGGAUCCAUCUCCUAGAAUUUGGCAAUGAGGGAGGGCUUGAAUCUGACUGCACUCUGGGCCAAGUGCAUAUUCACGUUGAUACUGGGUUUGCCUUCCUUGACAUGGGACAUGAAGGUGGCGAUUUCAUCUUGGCAUCCGGAAACAUGUCUGAUGGAGGGCUCUUUGAAGUGGAGGCUCGUUGCCCUCCAAGAUGCAUCCAACAAUUUCCCAAUUGGGCUCCAGUGACCGACGCGGUCUUGGUUCACGAUACUAAGAACAAGGUUCAAACCGACGUGCAUCGCAACCGGAUUUUCACUAGCUCUGCUUCUGCUUCAAGCGGAGCACUUCAUGAGAUUCGCUACGGCAUCGAAGCUCAGCUUGGCACAACGACCCCACUGGAGCAAUUUUUCAGUAUCCGAGACAUGUGGGCCAUGAUGGAUGAAGUGAACGACGAGAUUUAUGUCCUGCUUUCGGAUCCACUUUCUUCCUUGCUUCUUUGUAUGAAACCGAAUUUAGAAGAGGGAAUCACAGCUUUACAUGAGGAAGAUACGGGGUUCGAUAACAAUGCGCAAACAUUUGCCGCAGGUUGCACACCCGAGGGCGUGCUCAUCCAGGUCACGGAAAGGACCACGAACCUCUUUGUCCCCGGGAAUACCUCCCUGAAUACCAAAAUUCCUCACGGUGCCGAUAAUACGAUCGCUGCUGUCGUCGUGGAUGGCCCAAGUUCAUCAAUGGUUACUUCUGUGCGGCGUCAAAAUACGCUGGGCCUAUACUUCAGCCAGCUAGUCGUCACAGAGGGCAUGGCUCACCUCGACACUGGCCCAGCAUGUGGAAUUGACAGAGAGCCAAUCUGCUUGUCAUUCUUUCGAUUUGAAGCCGCGAGUAAAUCCAUGUUCAUUUUCAUGGGCACGGGAGACGGAACGGUGGUUGUCUUCAAGGUUGAGGAUGGAAUAAUCUCGCACAUGUGGGACUGCCAGGUAUCCAUUGACCGCAGUGAGGAUAUUUCCAAUGCCAUCGAGAGCUUGGCAACGAUCCAGGUGUCCUGGGAGGGUAUACCACGCGCAUUUUUGCUUUGUGGUCUUCGAAGUGGCAUACUUGUCCCGUUCCAGAUCGGGUUUGCAAACGGUGCCCUCAAUGGCUUCACUCAACAAAAACCAUGGCAUAUCGGGAGAACUUCUCUACGACUUCAAAGCCAAGGUUCCUUUGCGCUUUUUACCUGCGGAGAUGAACUCUGGAGGGUGUCAUACAGCCCAAAUUUGCCAGGAGAGUGCCUUUUGUGGCGAGUUUGGAUCACGGACCAGAACAAUCCUGCGUAUUUCCCUGUCACGUUCCAUGGCUUCGGCCUGGUCAAUCAACGUGACCAGGAAUUGGACAGCAUCAUAGGAACUUUGUACUGUUUUGCCGAUGGGGAGCUUCUCAUAUGCUCACUGAAUCAGGAAGCCAAGAUGGUCCCCCGGAGAAUCGGUUUGCCAGGCAACCCUGUCAAGGUGGUGUUUUCGGAACACCUCAACCGCCUUCUUGUAUCCUAUAACGUCACAAAGAUCGAACCCCUGUACUCUCCUCUUGAGUUGAUCACACGCUCGCAUAUCGAGUUCGUGGACCCAGACUUGCAGAGUGAUGUCAACCCAACCGAAGAACAACUGCGGAAAUGCCAUGGCGCCGCUGGAGAAAUCAUUACCUGUAUUCUGGAUUGGGUCUUUGAGCGAAAUGGAGACAAGUAUCAUCUCAUCGUCCUCGGAACUUCGCUCGCAGCCCUAAACAAUGAUGAGCGUUCCAAGGGCCGGGUCAUUAUUCUCAGGGCAAGCGCAUCGCCAUCCGACCCUGCAAGGAUUGAGUGUGCUACAAAGCAUGUGCACGACAUGCCAGGGCCGGUGCGUGCAAUCGCACCGUACGGGGAUAGUCUGAUUAUUGGUGCAGGAAAGGAAUUAAUACCAAUGAGCUCCAAAGGCGCUACUAUCAGAUGGGCUCAGAACGCUGGGCAAACAACCUCAUCCCCGGUCGUUUCCAUCUCGGUAUAUGAAUCUUUCAUCAACGUCACCACUGCGCGCAAUGGGUUCCAGAGGUUUGAAGUGAAGGACGGAUGCUUGCACCCCUAUUCCUGGGAUGUGAUACCCAUCGCUGGAAUGGCUCAUCAAAUCUGCCGUGGGGAGAAGACUCUCGUGUUCCUGAGCAGCCGCGGCGGGCGCAUUCGAGCACCUGUGCUAUCGCCUGAUACUAGGGUAUACGGGGUGACAUUACGAACUGCCAAUAACAUUCUCCCUGAUUCCAUUCAUAGGUUUUUGCUAGACCGGGAGGGCCCAUCUCACGAACAAGUUCUCACACGUGUGUCUGGUUGGUCGAGGGGAGGCGCCCUCUAUGGAUUCGCCUUAAGUGGCGCUCUUUACCGCUUCAAAUUGGUUGGGAAGGAAGAAUUUUCUUUGCUCUGGCUGUUACAAGUUAUUUGCCUUCGGGGCGAGAUCGGUCAAUAUGCCAACUCCAGCUCUCGUCGACGACGCUUGCGUUCCUGGAGAGAACCCGAGGAAGACAAUAGUCAGAUCGAUGGUGAUGUCCUGAACCGCCUAGCUAAGCGCGGCACAGAGGCCUUUGAAAGGCUGAUCUCUUCACUCGAUCUUACCACAGAAGAUUCUGAAUCAUCAUUCAGUUAUCGGCUGAAGGAGCUGGCAUUCUCGGUGUUGGAGGUUGAUGACAAGGAGUAUCUGAAGUGCAUCAUGGCGUGGCUGCAGCGACUCCUUCAUAUUACAAUCUGA
Molecule: messenger RNA, 3759 nt
Organism: Penicillium argentinense
Lineage: Eukaryota; Fungi; Ascomycota; Eurotiomycetes; Eurotiales; Aspergillaceae
Gene: thtA
Product: protein thtA
Exons: 6
Coding region: 1-3759 (1252 amino acids)
Biological process (GO): mRNA splicing, via spliceosome
Cellular component (GO): nucleus; U2 snRNP
Molecular function (GO): protein binding; U2 snRNA binding
Source: RefSeq, a predicted model, not a curated record